UGUGGGAGAGCUGAUGGUCAGUGUCUGUGCUUAACCUUUUCCCCAGCUCUGGGGGGAGACUCGCCCCUACCUCACAGGGGGCUGGACAGCUGAACAUGCUAAUGUCCAGAAAGAGAUGUGGCUGGCUCUGAUACUGGCUAACAGCAGCUGGCCAGGAAUCCACUGGCUCAAACCCAGUGGUGCUCAACCCGUGAAUCUCUGGGCAAGGGUCAGAUUAUGCAACCAGGAGCAAGUGACUGGUGCUGUAAUACAGAGGGAAUAGAAUGGAAUGAAUACACUCCUGGGUGGGUGUAGGGUGGAAAGGAGCUCAUAACUAGGGUGGAGACCAGCAACUCUUGAGGCGAGACUGUGGGUGGUCAGCCCAGAGCAUCUAUUGAGACUUUCAAGACAAACGAGAAGUCAAAAAGGGAGAUGGCAGCCCGGUGGGCCGUGCUGGGGCUGUUGGCUGCCUGCCUGGCCAGUGCUGCGAAGGAAUCGGUGCUGAACAUGUGCAUGGACGCCAAGCACCACAAAACUCAGCCGGGCCCGGAGGGGGCGCUGCAUGGCCAGUGUGUCCUGUGGAAAGACAACGCCUGCUGCACGGCCAACACCAGCACGGGGGCUCACCAGGACCAGUCCUACCUGUACAACUUCAACUGGAACCACUGCGGGGUGAUGCCAGACAAGUGCAAGCAGCACUUCAUCCAGGACACGUGUCUGUACGAGUGCUCGCCCAACCUGGGCCCCUGGAUUGACCAGGCGGAUACCAGCUGGCGCCGGGAGAGGAUCCUCGACGUCCCGCUGUGCAAGGAGGACUGCGAGCAGUGGUGGGAGGACUGCAAGGACGCCGUCACCUGCAAAGAGAACUGGCACAAGGGCUGGAACUGGACCUCGGGGACCAACCAGUGUCCCCGCGGCUUCAUGUGCCAGCCGUUCAAGUACGUCUUCCCCCGGCCGGCGGACCUGUGCGAGAAAAUCUGGUCCAACUCCUACAAAUACACCCCAGAGCACCGGGGCGGCGGGCGCUGCAUCCAGAUGUGGUUCGACCCUGUCAAUGGGAACCCCAACGUGGCUGUGGCCAAGUACUACGCCCAGAACGGGAGAGACGGCUCUCCUGCGCCGUGGGUUGUCCUGCUGCUCCUGCCUCCUGCUCUCCUGUCCCUGCUCUGAGCAGCCAGGAGCUGCUGGUCCUUGGGUCUUGAAAUAGCAGGGCUUGGUGGCCCUAGCUAUGGCCUCUGUCUCUGGCAGCUCCACUGGCUUAUAUAGGAAGCAUUUCUUCUCUGGGCGCGGAGUGUGUCCACCCUGCGGCCCUGCCUUGGGCUCUGUCCGGCAGACGAUUCAGGAUUCUGUCUGGCUGCUUCUAACUUGGACAAGACGCAAUAGAACCAGUUUAGCCCAUCCUCUCCUGCCCUUGAACUUCACUCCAUGGUUUUAUUGUCUCAGUGUUCUCCUACCACGCACCUCUCUUCCAGCAGGCUCUGGAAGGAGAUCCCUCUGUGUCCCUGGGGAUCUGAGCUCUGGAACAUGCAGUGACUCGUUGGUUGGGUGCACUUCCUCUGUUGGGUACCAGAGCUGGGCAAGUCCCCUCUAAUGGUGGUGCCCGCAGCCACCUGGGUGCCAGUGCCCCUCAGCCCUCCAUCAACAGGAUUGGCCACUGUCUUUGCAUUUGAAUGUGCAGAGUGGGAGAAACCCCAAAGGGAAGACAGCAAAUAUUUGGGGCUGGGCAGGGGAGAGGAGGGUGCGAAGGGUACUGGGGAAAGACAUUGGGGCACCUUGAGGGAUGAGAAUUGCAAGGAGAAGAAGGCUUUUGGAUCCUCUCAUCCAGCCUCGCUCUGUCUCUUUCCCUGCCAUUCUGCGCCCCCUGGAAAUACAAGUGUCUCCUCUCCUCCCCUCGCUCGCAGCCUGCCUUGGUGUCUCCGCUUCAGCCCAUGGGACCAUCCUCUCUGUGGCUUUGGGUGGGGGUGGGGGGGGUGACUUGAGUUUUGGGGGAGUGGCCCCAUAUGAGCACAGAGGUAUCGCCACCCCUAUCCUUGCAUACCUAGCUGCUGGUUCUGCUGUGUGAUUGGGUCUCUCCCUCCUCCUGCACCACUGCUCCAAUUCCUCUUCUGUUCGAGCUUCCCCCUCCCUAGCCAAGCUCCCGGAGGGCUCUCGGUUCCCAGCCCCUGCUCGGGCAGAAAACUAACUGGAAGUGCUGCCCAGCAUGGCCGCAGGCAGUGCCUGGCCAGAGCCAGAGUCUCUGCGCCCCGUGGUGACUGAUUGGGCUCUGACCCGAUGUGUUGCUAUGGCUAAUGCUCCCAGCGCUGGCUGCAGACCCCACAACUUCCUACAGCCUGUAGAAUCGGAGCAAUGCUUGGGAAUGCAGCCCUGCUCCCUGCUGGCCACCACCUGCCAGCCAGAUGCCCCAGGACCACCAUGGAGAGUUGCUGGAAAUCUGAGCCCCCCUAGCUUGUGUCCAUGAUUGUGGAUAAAUAAGCUCUCCCAGCCCUGCUC
Messenger RNA from Dermochelys coriacea (leatherback sea turtle), 2469 nucleotides. RefSeq names its product folate receptor alpha-like. The record is from RefSeq and is a predicted model, not a curated record. Gene Ontology annotation, cellular component: external side of plasma membrane. Lineage: Eukaryota; Metazoa; Chordata; Testudines; Dermochelyidae. Gene Ontology annotation, molecular function: signaling receptor activity. The transcript has 5 exons. Bases 412 to 1149 code for a protein of 245 amino acids.